AUGGGCAUCUUUGACGUAAAUGACUUGACCAAUAAAAUUGACGUCGGCUCGCAGCCUGGGACAAUGUGGUCAUUGAGUUCCCAAAAGCCAGGACAUGGUUUGGGGGAAUUACGAGAUCCUAAUUUCGAUAAGCUUUGGCAGAGUGAUGGACUUCUGCCCCAUCUGAUCAACAUACAAUUUGCAAGGCGGACAGCCCUUACACAUGUCUCACUAUACACAGACUUCAAAGAAGAUGAUUCAUAUACCCCUCACAAAGUUCGCAUUUUGGCCGGCACUCAUUUCCACGAUCUCGUCGAGGUUCGCACUAGAGAAUUACUGGAGCCAACGGGAUGGAAGCACUUCAUCUUGGACAAUUUCGAAGACGGAAACGAAUCGGAUGAUGGUGAAAAUGAUGGCAGUUCAGACGCAUCCGAUUCGAGCCAAUCAUCUACAUCUUCCAUAUUACAACAUCGAAGAAAGAGCGGUACGCAUGCCGAGUUGAAUACGAGCAAGAGACCAUUAGACUAUCUACCUUGUGGUGUAAGCAAACGUCAUGCUCCCAUUCAUGCUUUUCUCGUCCAGAUUUGCAUCUUGUCAAAUCAUGCAGCAGGAAAGGAUACACAUAUUCGUGGCAUUCGUAUCUUUGGACCGCCAACGAAAGCUUCUCGUGAAAAAGCAAAGCGUGAUUUACGUAAAUUGCGAGAAGCAAAUUCAGAAAAAGGAGAAACGACGGCAGACAUACAUGCUCAACAUGAGCAAAAGCGAAGAAAGAAGACAUUAGACGGAAUGCGAAGAUGGGCUUUGGCGGAAGAAGUAGCAGUCAGUCAUAAUCCGGAUGCAUCCCAAAACGCAGAAAGAGAAGAUGAUGAGGAGUUCCGCAUACAUACAUCUCGUCGGCUAAAUCUGCUUUCUAGUAUUCGAUAGUAUUCGUUUCCAGCCUUAAUGUACUUUUAUCUAAACCCUUGGAUACUCAAAAGAUCAAAGACCAGUUUCCUCAUCCUCUGAGAAUAAUCUGUAUAUCGAAUGCAUUGUGAGCUCGAGUAUAUGUG
Messenger RNA from Meira miltonrushii, 1028 nucleotides. RefSeq names its product galactose-binding like protein. Lineage: Eukaryota; Fungi; Basidiomycota; Exobasidiomycetes; Exobasidiales; Brachybasidiaceae. Bases 1 to 903 code for a protein of 300 amino acids. The record is from RefSeq and is a predicted model, not a curated record. Gene Ontology annotation, cellular component: anaphase-promoting complex. Gene Ontology annotation, biological process: protein K11-linked ubiquitination; anaphase-promoting complex-dependent catabolic process. The transcript has 5 exons.